This is a messenger RNA of Penicillium verhagenii, 1068 nucleotides long. RefSeq names its product putative sexual development protein (LsdA). The coding region runs from base 1 to 1068 and encodes 355 amino acids. The record is from RefSeq and is a predicted model, not a curated record. The transcript is spliced from 2 exons. NCBI's taxonomy places the organism in Eukaryota, Fungi, Ascomycota, Eurotiomycetes, Eurotiales, Aspergillaceae.
AUGCGUCUUAUAAUCUCCACCAUCGCACUUCUGGGCGUGGCCUCGUCAGUCUUUGCAGCUCCGGCAAAGGUUGGACGUGCGAUCCAGAAAGAACUCCCCGAUGGCCUGCCUUACCCAAGUCCAAGUGAACUGUCGCUAAUUGAGCAAUCCGCCCGCGGAACACUCCCAAAUGGCCCACCACCACCUGUCAUCAGCAACAAGGGUAUCACAAACUUGAAGCUGAUCGCCUUCAACGAACUCUUCGAGGUGGCUUUCUUCCAUGAGCUACUCACCAACAUCACCGAGAACGUUGAUGGUUAUCGCUUCACAGAUCAGGGAGACCGCGACUAUGUGACUGGAUCCCUUCGAGCCAUUCUGGCGCAAGAGGAGCUCCAUGCAAUCCGUGCGAACAACGCCCUUGUCCAUUUCAACCAGAAGCCCGUUGAGCCCUGUGAAUACGUUUUCCCUGUCCAGGACUUUGAUACCGCCAUCGCGCUCGCCGCCACUUUCACCGAUGUCGUCCUCGGCACACUGCAGGAUGCCGUCGAGCGUUUUGCCUUGGGCCAAGAUGCCGAUCUUGCCCGCGAGAUCGCUUCGGUGAUUGGCAACGAGGGCGAACAGCAGGGUUGGUUCCGCGUCAUGCAGGCCCUUGUUCCCAGCGAACUCCCUUUCCUCACGACUUCCGACCUGAACUUUGCCUUCACCGCUGUGCAGGGCUUUACCGUGCCGGGAUCCUGUCCCGACCUUGGUGAGAUCCCACUUCGCACCUUUGAGGCUUUGCAGGUCCUCACGCCGCCAACUGCCGCUUCGCAGAAUAUCACGUUCAAGUUUGAGGACAAGGACAAUGAAGCGGAUCACCUGCUGUGGGUGGCGUACAUCAACCAGCUGAAUGUGCCUAUCGUCGAACCUCUGCAUAUCAUUUCCAAGGAUGGAACUUCGGUUGAGGCGAGCGCAUUGUUCCCGUAUAGCGAUUACGAAUUGAAUGGGUUGACUAUUGCGGCCGUGACCAAGAGUGAUGGUCCGUUCCCAGAUGCGAACUCGGUCGCUAAGUGGACUCUGGCGGGACCGGGAUUGAUUAUUGUUGAUUGA